Messenger RNA from Salvelinus namaycush (lake trout), 2403 nucleotides. Its product is annotated as BMP/retinoic acid-inducible neural-specific protein 3-like. NCBI's taxonomy places the organism in Eukaryota, Metazoa, Chordata, Actinopteri, Salmoniformes, Salmonidae. The record is from RefSeq and is a predicted model, not a curated record. Gene Ontology annotation, biological process: negative regulation of mitotic cell cycle; positive regulation of neuron differentiation. The coding region runs from base 1 to 2403 and encodes 800 amino acids. The transcript is spliced from 7 exons.
AUGAGCUGCCAGGGUAUCGGUCUUAGACAGGUGCCUGUGCUGCUCUUAUGGGAGGGGGUCGCUCUGGGCCUGUUCUGCUGCUGGACCUGGGCUGGGGUUGCUGCCGCCGCGGCCGGACCAAGUGAUGGCGGUGGUGCUGGGCCCAUGGGCUGGCUGCUGUCGGACAAAGGGCCCUUCCACAAUUCCCUGGAGUUUACAGAGUCUGUGGAGAGACACCAGCAGGGCUACACCACCAGAUACAAGAUCUACAGGGAGUUUGGCCGAUGGAAGGUCAACAGCCUGGCCGUGGAGUGGCGUGACAACAGUGGCGGCCUGGCUCCGCCCCUCGACCCUGACUUCAUGCACACGGUCAGGCAGCUUGGGCGGCGGCCCACACUCCGCCGGAUCACUGAGAAAAUCAUCAAGAAGUACGGGACUCACCUCCUACUGUCCGCCACGCUGGGAGGGGAGGAGUCCUUGACGAUAUUUGUGGAUAAGAGGAAGCUACGCCGCGACCCGGAACCAGGGGCUGGAGCUGAGGGCAGCAGACACAACGGUACGGGGGCCAUGGCAGGGGCGGUGACCCUGGAGGCCCUUCACCAGCUGGCUGCCUCCUACUUCACCGACAGGGAGAGCACUCUGCGCCGGCUCCACCACCUCCAGAUUGCCUCCACUGCCAUCAGGGUGACUGAAACCAGGACGGGCCCGCUUGGAUGCAGUAACUAUGACAACCUUGACUCUAUCAGCUCAGUACUGGUCCACAGUCCAGAAAACAAGAUCCAGUUACAAGGACUCCAGGUAAUUCUACCAGUCUACCUGCGGAGCCGCUUCGUCCAGGCAGCCCUCAGCUACAUCGGCUGUAACUCGGAGGGCCAGUUUGUUUGCAGGGCCAGUGACUGCUGGUGCCAGUGCGGCCCGGACUUCCCACAGUGCAACUGUCCACAGACGGACCUCCAGGCCCUGGAGAACAACCUGCUGCGCCUCAGGGAGGCUUGGACACUGGCCAACCAGGAGUUUGUGGAAUCAGAGGAGUUCCAAAGCUUUGUUGGAAGGUUGCCAACCCAUUACGCCGUGAACACAUCUGUCGUGGAGCACUUGUGGAGGAUGGAUGGGGGUCUGCUCCAACGCUAUAGGCAGCUGGAGACCACGAGCGGCCUGCUCCUCGACAAAGCACGUCGCGCCGCUAACAAGCUCUUCAGUCUUAGCAAGAGAUGCCGCCAUCAGCCCAGAAUAGUGCUGCAGAGGGAGAGACCCCUUCGCUACUGGCUGAGCUACAUCCUGUCCCUUCUGUACUGCAGUGAGAAUGACCACAUCGGCCUGUACUCUGUGGAGACCCGCAGCUGCUCCUGCCCCUACCUCCACCCCCCCUGCCAGGGCCCCAUCCCCUGCUCAGUAGGAGAGGGCCCCCGCUGCACCUCCUGUUCCACUGAGAACCGCACCCGCUGCUCCAGCUGCAACCUGGGCUUUACCCUGGGCCAGGGGCUGUGCCGACCCGCCGUGCCUGACCCCACGGACCCCUACCUGGGCUUGGAGAGCGACCGCGACCUCCAGGACCUGGAGCUGUGCUACCUGCUCCAGCACCGGGACCCGAGCAUCACCUUGCACGGCAUCUUCGUCAGCAACGACGUUCGCCUCAACGCCUGGUUUGACCCGUCGUGGCGGAAGAGGAUGCUGCUGACCUUGAAGAGCAACCGCUACAAGUCCAACCGUGUGCACAUGCUCCUGGGGGUGGCGCUCCAGGUGUGCCUGACCAAGAACAGCACACUGGAGCCUGCGCUGUCCGUGUUCGUCAACCCGUUCGGGGGCAGCCACUCGGAGAGCUGGACCAUGCCCAUCGGCCAGCAUGGCUACCCCAACUGGGAGCGGACCAAGCUGGAUAUCCCCCUGGACUGCUACAACUGGACCUUGACGCUGGGUAACCGGUGGAAGAGCUUUUUCGAGACAGUGCAUUUCUACCUGAGGAGCCGCAUUAGGGAUUCGGUGCCAGGAUUGGCUCCAGGGCCAGAGGUUAGGGGACACAGGAACGCUAGUACAGUGUACCUGGAAUCACCGGAGGGCACCGUGAAACCAGUGGUGGCAUCUUCAUCCCAGAACAUGGGCUACAUGAAGAUCAACAGCAUGCAGCUGUUUGGAUACAGCAUGCACUUUGACCCGGACACCAUCCAGGACCUGAUCUUGCAGCUGGACUACCCGUACACUCAGGGAUCCCAGGACUCGGCCCUGCUGCAGCUGGUGGAGAUCCGCUACAGGGUCAACCGACUCUCUCCUCCAGGGGCUCAACCGAUGGACCUGUUCUCAUGUCUGCUCCGUCACAGACUGAAACUGUCCAGCUCUGAAGUGACCAGAAUACUGGCUUCCUUACAGGCUUUCAGUGCCAGACAACCAAACUCUGUGGAGUACGAAGCAACCAAACUAUGUAGUUAA